ACUUAAAAUAUUAAUGCACGUAAACGCUUGUAAUACUCACCUAUAUGUAUUUUGUUACUCAGCCAUUAUACAGUUUCAUCGGUGAAUAAAAAUUAUCACACAAAAUAUUUGAUAAUGGAAUAUUUUUUAUGGAAGAUUAAAAGAAAUGGAUUUAUUAUAGUGUGGUUAGCAUUCUGUUUUCUUGUUUCAUUAAUAACUAUCAUAGUUUACUUUACAAUUGAUGAGCCUAAAUAUUCCAAAUAUCAAAUUAUAAAAUCAAGACCACUUAAAUUUGAAACAUUAUUGAAUAACAACCAACUUGAUUUCAAAGCAACAUGGGUUUCAGAUGAUAGUAUAUUGACACAAGAUGAAGACAAGAAUAUUAUUUUAUUGGAUGUAAAUAAAUCAAUUAAAUCUAUUUUAGCGUUCAAUUCAAUGCAGCAUAUGAAAUACUGUCAUAAAUAUGAGCUAUCAGCUGACAAGAAAUAUUUAUUAAUAGCUUAUAAUCUCAACGAGACUUAUAGUUAUUUAUCGACAGCAACCUAUGACGUUAUCAACAUCAAGACUGGGAAACAAGUAACACUUAGAGACACAAAACAUAAUCCAAGAGAUAUAAUGAUCGCCAAAUGGUCUCCUAAUGAUUCAAGUCUAGCCAUUGUUGACAACUACAAUAUAUAUUAUAUUUCAACAGCUGCAAAACCAAACCAUGUCAAACAAUUAACUUUUCACGGAUCUGAAAAAUUGUACCACGGUAUCCCUGAUUGGGUGUACACAGAAGAAAUCUUUAGUUCAAAUUCUGCAAUGUGGUUUUCUAAUACGGGAAAAAAUUUAGCCUACGCGACAUUUAAUGAAGAAUUGGUACCAACGGUAUACUUACCAACAUACGGCAUACCAGAUACUAUGUACGACCAAUACAGCAAAAUGUUUAGUUAUCAUUACCCAAAAGUUGAUGACCCCAAUCCAAUUGUCGAAUUAUUUGUACAAGUUCUAAAUAUAACAAAUUAUGAACCCGUGCCUAUACGAAUAAAACCAGUAAAGGAAUACACUAAUGAGACAAUAUUGUAUACUGUUUUAUGGUCAGGCGAUGAACAUUUGUUUGCAAUGUGGAUGAACAGAAUUCAAAAUGAAUCUCAUCUUGUACAUUACCAUAUUUCUAAUAAUACGGCUGAGGUGAAAGAAAUGAUGGAAUUUAAACAAGAAAACGGUUGGCUCAAUUUUCGACAGUCACUCAUUAUUAACUCCGUCAACCAGAUUGCAUUAUUAUACCCCCUGGAACAAGAUGACGGUGAUAUGUACAGACAUGUUUGUGUCAUCUCAAAUGGAAAAAUAAUGCCAAUAACCACUGGUAAAUUCGAAGUCGAUAAACUCAUAAAAUGGGAUUUCGAAUUAAAUUAUAUAUAUUAUUCAGCCAAUAUAGAACAUAUUUCCGAAGUACAACACGUGUACAAAGUGCUUGUAGAUUUGGAACAACAGCCGAGCAAACCGGAGUGUUUGACAUGUAAUACGGGAUGUACUUUCAACAAAGCAGUGUUCAGUGAAAAAAAUACUUAUUACGCGCAUACAUGUACAGGGCCAAACAUACCUUACGUGAAUAUAGUGAAAACCAAUGAAUAUGGCAUUACUGCUUGGGAAACAAAUAGAAAACUGAUUAAUGAAUUAAAAAAUGUCGCUUUACCUUACGUAACAUUUUUAAACGUCCCACUUGUUGAUGACUAUAAAGCUCGUGUCAAAUUGUUAAUUCCAAAGACAGUUGAUAUUUCAUCGGACAAUAAAUAUCCUUUAUUAAUUUACACUUAUGGUGGUCCUACAAUGAAUUUAGCAUUGGACGAAUUUAAUAUAGAUUUGAAUAUGUAUUUGUGUACAAAUCAUGAUAUUGUUGUUGCUCUAGUUGAUGGUCGUGGCACAGAACGAAGAGGUAGUAAAACAUUAUUUGCAAAUUAUAAAAAAUUGGGUUCAGUUGAAAUCUACGACCAAAUGACUAUCGCAAAAUUUCUACGAAGCAAUCUAUCAUACAUCGACAAGAAUAAAAUUGGUAUUUGGGGAUGGAGUUUUGGUGGUUACAUUGCCGGUAUGGUUUUAGCUAAAGACACCGAGGAGAUAUUUAAAUGCGCAUUGUCCGUUGCACCUGUCACAGACUGGAUAUAUUAUGACUCGAUGUUCACUGAACGGCUUAUGGAUACGUACAAUGGACAUGUUGAAAACUAUCAAAAUGCUAGUUUGAUAGAAAAUUCUGAUGGAUUACGUUACAAAAAAUACAUGAUUAUUCAUGGAUUAGCUGAUACUAAUGUUCAUUUUCAACAUUCCGUAAUGUUAUCCAAAGAUCUGCAACACAAAGCCAUAACAUUUCAACAGCAAUUUUACCCAGACGAAUCGCAUUUAUUUACAAAAACAAAAAAUCACCUUUAUCGUACAAUUAUUUUAUUUAUUUUAAGAUCUUUAAUAUAAAGUGUAAUUUUAUAUGUAAAUAUCCUUUAAAAUUGUUGUCAUAUUAUAUAAGAGGACAAUAUUUUGUUACUAUGUACAAGGUAUGUUUUUAAUUGUAUGUAGUAUCAAAAUGUUUUUAAGUUGUCAAUAUAAUUAUUCUAUUUUUAAA
Messenger RNA from Aphis gossypii (cotton aphid), 2572 nucleotides. Its product is annotated as venom dipeptidyl peptidase 4-like. Lineage: Eukaryota; Metazoa; Arthropoda; Insecta; Hemiptera; Aphididae. Gene Ontology annotation, molecular function: serine-type peptidase activity; dipeptidyl-peptidase activity. The coding region runs from base 115 to 2424 and encodes 769 amino acids. The transcript is spliced from 16 exons. Gene Ontology annotation, biological process: proteolysis. The record is from RefSeq and is a predicted model, not a curated record.